AUGUUGUGCAUAAAGAAACUGUACCGGGAGGAACUGCUGCAACUGGCAUUGCUGCUCUCCUUACUGCGUGUAGAUCCAGAGUACUAUCUGGGUCUAGACAUCCAGACUAUCGGUGUGGGAUCUUUGGAUCUCAACAAUGGGUCUGGAUGGCACACGGACACUCACACCAUUGUUCAUCGUCCAAUGUAUGUGCACCCAAAGAAUCCAGAUUCCAUGCUCCUCAAUUAUCAGAGGGAUCUGUUUGAAGAACUGAAUUCACUGGGAAGAUACAACAGAAUGAAUUCUGGCUUCAAUGCUAUACAUGCUUAUCUACUGAAUAUUGAGGAAUCAAAUAGAGAUACAGCAGUAGCAGGUCCUAGUGAGUCUAUCUCAACAAAUUCAGUGAGAAACGUGACAUCUCCAGGUCAACCAAACUCCACACAAAGCCCUGCGGAACCAGUCAGCGCAGCGGAAUUAACUCAAGAGGAUAUGGACCUGAUCGAGGUGCUCUGGAAGCAGGAUGUGGAUCUAGGAUUCACGUUGGUGGAGCCGGCGGCACCGGCCAAAAAGCCGUCCACGUCGGAGAAAGAAUCAGCGGAUGAGAUCGAGAAGCUGAAAGCCUUGGAAGCUAUUAACGCCACCAAUCAGAAGGAUGACGCCAAAGAAACAGAGUCGCAAGAGGACGACCCGUGGGCUGGACUCCCUUACACCGUGGACCUGGAAACCGGCGAAUACAUCCUCAGCUCCGCCGGUCCGAACGGAAGUGGAAGUAGCAUCGGAGAGGAUAGCCCGCUCCUCAACGAGGCGUCGUUGGGUUUGGACAAUCACCCGUUGACUGGCUUGACUGAUGAUUCGCUGGUGCUAAAUGACACUUUAGGACUCGAGCAUGAUUUUACCUCGGAGCUUCUCGGAGGUAGUCUCUUAGAAAGCGCCGGCGUAGAGGGUCUACUCAGCAACGAUACGUUGGGCUUGCCCGACGAAUUUAAUCUCGAGGAGGCGCUCCAGCUCGUUGGCCUCGAUGAGGCUCAACCAGAGGCUUGCGAGGAGACGAAACCGGAAGUGAAGAAGAAGAAGAAGAAAGAGGACAUCGCUGAGGACUCCGCGAGUGCAGAGGGCGGCGCGGCCAUCACCGCGUCGAGUAACGCCGAGGUCGCGAAGUCAUCCAGGUGCGAGGAUCCCGAGACCGGCGACAUGAUUCACACACCGCAGUUUCAUCAUCCCCAUCAUCCGCACCACCGCUCCUUCCAGGGUCGUAUGCCGUUCAUGCGAGCGAUGAGCGUGGAACAGCGGUGGCAGGAUCUCGCGUCUCUGUUAUCCCUUCCGGGAGCACCAGAUCACUUCGCACAUCCGGCGCAUCCGGGAUAUCCAGGACACGGUAUAAGUCACAGUCAUUACGAGGCGCAACGUAACGUACUGCUUCACAAUCCUACCUUAGCACCACCGGUCGGGGAUCUCAAUUCGACAGGACCUUAUCACAAUGUCGGUGGGUCGUCGAAUUUGGGUUCAGCCGUGGCAACAUCGAUGAAUCUGACGAACAGCAGCGAACCAAUGGGUGCAGAGAGUGGUGCAACUUACAAGUCUGAGCCUAGCGAUAUGAUGUAUUAUCAUGCGCCGGCAACAGAUUCCAUCAAUCAAACCACGGACGGAUUUCUUUCGUCUCUACUUAAUGACGAGGAUUUACAUCUGAUGGACAUGGCCAUGAACGAUAGCAUGUAUACCAUGCGCAUGCUGGAUAAUGGUAACAACAAUGCAUCAGGGCCCACUACCGGUGCGACCGCUCUACCGAGUGUGCAAACAGCCGGCGGCGCAGCUUCGACGGCUACCGGUGUCACGACUCUACCUGCUGUAGCCGACGAAAGGAUGGACGCUUCGAGCGACAGCGCAGUCAGUAGUAUGGGCAGCGAGCGCGUACCGUCUCUCUCGGACGGCGAGUGGAUGGAAACUGGAUCCAAUUCCAGCCAUACGCAAGCCGACUCUCAUUACAGUAUGGAUUACGCGAGCAAGUAUCGCAUGCCGUACGACUGCAGCUACUCGGUCUCCGCGAGGAAUGCCGGCGGCUCCCCGAGAUGUCAAACGGAACGGACCGUCGCGCCGGUCGCACAGAAGAAACAUCAAAUGUUCGCCAAGCGAUACUUCCAGGAGCAAGGCACUUGCUCACCUUUGGGCGCUACCGCACACCCGAUCACUCCGAUGAAAUAUGAAUAUGACACGCAUACAGUCGGCGCGGGCGCGCCGGGCAACGCAUAUUCUGGACCGAUCGAGGGCGCAGCCGGCCCGCAGCCAGAAAUGAAGUACAGUUGUAGCGUGGACUUUAGUCGUCAUCAAUCCGGGCGAUCUGCAAUAGAACAUGUUCAUCACAAUCAUACCUAUCAUCUGCCCGCCGAGAGUUCGGGAUCUCUUCAGCGUCCUAUUACGCGUGACAAGAAAGUUCGUAAGAGCGAAGCGGACGAACAUCUAACGAGAGACGAGAAGAGAGCAAGAGCGUUGAGCGUGCCGAUCGCAGUCAGUGACAUCAUCAACCUUCCCAUGGACGAGUUUAACGAACGUCUCAGUAAAUACGAUCUUAGCGAGGCCCAAUUAUCCCUAAUACGCGACAUUAGAAGACGCGGCAAGAAUAAGGUCGCCGCGCAGAAUUGUCGCAAACGCAAAUUGGAUCAAAUCCUAAGUCUAGCCGACGAAGUGAAGGGAAUGCGAGAUCGCAAGAUGCUGCUUAUACGCGAUCGCGAAAGCAUGCGCUUGGAGAUACAGCGAGUGAAGGACAAGUUUAGCCAACUCUACCGUCAUAUUUUCCAGUCUCUACGAGAUCCAGACGGUAAUCUGUAUCAUCCGUACGAGUACAGCCUUCAACAAUCUGUGGAUGGCAAUAUUCUACUGGUUCGCAGAAAUCAAACGAAUCCUCAUCAGUCACGGCAAUCCUCAAUGGAGCCGAAGACGAAACCCGAUUCUGAACACAAGGAAUGAAACUGUCAAAGGAUCAUACACUAAUGUGAUUGGUAAUCGGAGAACUUGUGUCAUCUUUGGACGGAGCACGUGCGUCCAAAACGCAGUGGAAAACGAACGCAGUGCCGGGGACAGUGUUGAGCGUAUAAUAAAGUAUACAUCGAUACAUUUACGAAUAUACACACUCGGAAUCGUCAUGCUACAUUCGCGAAUAUUUGCCCAAGCAAUGGCCGGGCGCAAGGAUCGUACGCAUACCAGAUUUAUCACGCAUAACAUUUGUUAGAUGGAAGAGAUGUCUGGAUACACUUGACGUGCUGCACACUGUGUCCGAAUAAACAACGAAAAUUCGUCGAGAGUACUACAUAUACGAGUCGCUGCUAUGCGAUUCCUGGCAACUAAAUUUUUUAAUAUAUUUAGAGGAAUUUUAGUGGAAAAAGAAGGAAGGAAAAAGUAGGAUCGUAUUUGUAACGUCCCAAUGAUGGUUUCUUUCUUUCCCUUAUUUUUUUUUGUUUCAAGGUGAUACUACAGUUUUCAGUUACUUGUGGACCACUUGUGUUUUCAGUUACUCGUGGACCACUAUGUUUUUCGAACUAUCACACUUGAUUUCCCUUUCAUUUUCAUUAUAAGACUUUUGUAUCACGUAGUUAAGUAAUGAUGUUAUCACUCGUAAUGUAUCUCCUUUGACUCUCGUCGAUAAAUUGCGAGUAAGCGGAUAAAGCCGAGAGCACUUGGAAAUGUUUUUAACUUUGAGUUACAUGAAGAGAACUUUUGACAUAUUUUGAGUUUAUACACCGGCCUUACGUAACAAUACGUAUUAUAUAUUUAUUGUAAGACGGUAAUAGAAUAAAUUUUUCGCAAGCUUUUUACGUCUGGCGAGACCGAUCACUAUUGGGUUCUGCAAUGUUCAGGGAAAGUUUCCAAUUAUCGACACAUAGAUGACUUAAACGCGGAUAUUGUAUCGUUGAACAACGCAUGAGAACUGUUGUGUCACCGUAAUUGAAGCAAUUCUAAAUCAAUCUCUUAUUCCGAUACUACUCUUUCUGCUUCACACGUAAAAUAUGCUUGUUAACUUGUGAAAUGCAUAUACGUAAACGUGUAGCUCUAAUAUACACGUGCAGUGAUACACUAUUAUAAAUUUACAAGGCUCAUUAUACUAUUUUGUUUUUUGUUUUUUUUAUAUUUGAGAGAGAGAGAGAGAGAGAGAGAGAGAGAGAGAGGGAGGAAGAAAAAAAGAAAGAAAGAAAGAAAGAAAGAUAGAAAGAGAAAGGUUUUUCAUCGCGUUUCGAUGUAAUUGUUUCUAUCUACGAAUACGAUAUAUAUAUAUAUAUAUAUAUAUAUUUAUAUAUAUAUAUACAUAGAUAUAUAUAGCUCUCAUAUAUAUAGAUAUAUAUAGGAGUGCGACGAUUCCAUUGAAACGUACCUAUCCAAUGAUUUCAAUCGAUCGAUUGCAAUUAUUGCUAGAAGUAUACUUAAUUACCAAAAUUAUGACACACUUAUGACUCUUAUAGCUCGCCCCGAGCAAAAACGGAGCUGGCGAGAUAUCGAGCAAAUAAAUCGCGCGCGUGUCGACACGAAACGAGACGGACAUGAAAACACGCGCGCGCAUAUGUACUAUUAAAUAAUCCUUGUUGCGUUAUGAACUUAGAGAAUAUGUAUCGUUUUUGAAGCGCUUACAGUUCCGAAAGCGAUAGUGUCGUGAAUGUAUAAUGCAAAAUUGUGUAAUUGCAUUUAACUGACGGUGAAGUAGGGUGCAACGUAAACAAAAGGCAAAUGAUUGAGACAUUCGGUGGGAUACAGCGAACUUGCAGUAACUAAUCUCUGAACCAUUUUGUGUUCCAUGUAGAGUGCUGCUUAAACGGAUACUUUAAAAUUUCACUCUGUUCAAGCAAAUCACGCAAGCGACACCUUGUAAUAUAUAUUAAUACAAUAUAUUGGCGUACACGUGUACUGACGUAAUGUCAGUAUAUGUGCAUGCUGAUAUAAUAAUAUAGAAAAUAAUGCAAGUAUGUGAAUACAUUUACUGCGACAAGCUGUAAUGCUACAAUAUUAAGGAAUAGCAUUCGUUGAAAUACAAACGAACGUAAUAUAAAAACACAUAUUUUUAUAAAAUAAAAAAAUGAGAAAUGUUCAGGUAUUUCACAUUUGCCUUUUUAUGUAUAUAUUAAUGUAGCUAGUAUAAUUUUCUAUAAAUAUUAUAUAUAUUAUAUAUAUAUGAUAUAUAUAAAUGAAAGAUAAAUGUAUGUAUUUAUGUAUAUGUACUUGUAUAUAUAAAUACAUAUACACGAGGAGUAAUAAUAAAAAUAUAUGUUAUAAUGUUAUAUAAAAAAAAAAAACGAACGAAAAUGCAGUUUAUGUCGGCAAUUAUUAAUAAUCAGCUCCUUAUUAACAUUUACAUACGCGAUUGUAUUCAUACUAUUGGGUGUAGGAUGCCUUUUACGUAUUGUACUUAGCGAGCGGAGAUCUCAGUAUCGGCAAACCUUUCUAAAAGACUAAUUUAUAAGAACUCUGUUCGUCUACUGUACAAACAUAAUUUGGAUUUGCAUAAGCUUGCAAGUCCAUCUAAUUGCAGUCAAGAUCUCCUUCUGUCAUUAAAUUUCUAUAUUGUAUAAAUAAAGCUGAAUAAAAAUCUCUGGGAAAAGUAU
Molecule: messenger RNA, 5561 nt
Organism: Odontomachus brunneus
Lineage: Eukaryota; Metazoa; Arthropoda; Insecta; Hymenoptera; Formicidae
Gene: cnc
Product: segmentation protein cap'n'collar
Exons: 13
Coding region: 1-2940 (979 amino acids)
Biological process (GO): regulation of transcription by RNA polymerase II
Cellular component (GO): nucleus
Molecular function (GO): RNA polymerase II cis-regulatory region sequence-specific DNA binding; DNA-binding transcription factor activity, RNA polymerase II-specific
Source: RefSeq, a predicted model, not a curated record